AUGCUGCAAGGAGCCGAAACCCCUCAGGCGCAACCGCACUACAUCAUCACGCCCUUUGUUGAGCGCAAUAUGCUCAAUUUGGUCCGUGCAACAUCCACUCGACGAUUCCCAGUUCUUGUUCAAGGACCGACAUCUUCUGGUAAGACCAGUAUGAUCGAACACCUGGCAAAAUUCAGCGGGAACAAAUUCGUCAGAAUCAACAAUCAUGAACACACCGAUUUGCAGGAGUACCUUGGUACAUACGUCUCUGGCUCUGACGGCCAGCUGAGCUUCCACGAAGGCCUUCUUGUUCAAGCUCUCCGCCAGGGACAUUGGAUUGUGCUUGACGAAUUGAACUUGGCACCAACAGAUGUUCUUGAGGCUUUGAAUCGCCUUCUCGAUGACAACCGUGAGCUUCUCAUUCCAGAGACACAAGAAAUCGUCCGUCCCCACGAGAACUUCAUGUUGUUUGCAACACAGAAUCCGCCUGGUCUGUAUGGCGGUCGAAAGACGCUCUCUCGUGCCUUCCGAAAUCGGUUCUUGGAGCUACACUUCGAUGACAUACCCGAGGAGGAACUUCACACAAUCUUGCAGGAGCGAAGCCAGAAGGUGGCGCCUUCCGAUUGCAAGAGAAUUGUGGAUGUGUACAAGGAGCUUUCGAGAUUACGGCAAACAAACCGACUCUUUGAGCAGAAAGAUAGUUUCGCUACACUAAGAGAUCUGUUCCGGUGGGCACUCCGAGAUGCCGACAAUAGAGAGCAGCUUGCUGCAAAUGGGUACAUGCUCCUCGGCGAACGGGUCCGAAAUCCGGAAGAGAGAAUCGCAGUCAAAGCGAUCAUAGAGAGGGUUAUGAAAGUCAAAAUUGAACCCACUGUUUUGUACGAUGCAAGCAUAUCUCCUGAGAUCACAGCUUACAACACAACCUCGAAUACACAAGGUGUUGUAUGGACACAAGCAAUGCGGAGAUUAUAUAUCCUUGUUGCACAUGCUCUCCGCAACAAAGAACCGGUGUUGCUGGUUGGAGAGACUGGUUGUGGCAAGACGACUGUUUGUCAGAUGUUGGCAGAUGCAUUCAAGAAGGAACUCCAUAUCGCCAAUGCCCAUCAGAACACAGAGACCGGCGAUCUGAUCGGUGCUCAACGGCCGGUUCGAAAUCGAGCUGGGUUACUGGAGCAGUUGAGGCAGGACCUGAUUGUGGCUCUGAGUUCUCUGGAAAUCAACAUACCCGAUCAGAAUGACCUCGAUCCCUUACUCGCGACUUAUCGAUCUCUCCCAUCCCAGACUAUUGCCCAGAUUUCUGAUGAGCUGAGAGACAGAAUUGCCAGCUGUCUCGUAAAAUCGAAAGCUCUCUUCGAGUGGUCAGAUGGAAGCCUCGUUCAAGCAAUGAAGGAAGGUCAAUUCUUCCUCCUUGACGAAAUCUCCCUAGCAGACGACUCUGUACUCGAGCGACUGAACUCUGUCCUCGAGACACAGCGCACGAUUCUCCUCGCCGAGAAAGGCGUUGAUAACUCUUUCGUCCAAGCUGCAGAUGGUUUCCAAAUCUUUGCAACUAUGAAUCCAGGCGGUGACUAUGGGAAACGAGAACUCUCGCCGGCACUGAGAAAUCGCUUCACCGAAAUCUGGGUUCCAUCGUUAUCUGAGCAUGAAGAUGUUUUCCAGAUCGUGGAAGCUAAAUUAGAUUACGUGUUCAAGCAGUUUGCGGAGGCUAUGGUCCAUUUUGCGGAAUGGUUUGGUCGGACCUACCGCUCUUCUGCUUCGACUUCAAUCUCGGUAAGAGAUGUGCUGGCUUGGGUUAAGUUUAUGAAUUCGUCGAACUCUCCCAACCCAUACUUUGCCGUUCUCCAUGGAGCUGCUAUGGUUUAUAUCGACACCCUUGGUGCCAAUCCUGCAGCACUGCUGGCGAUCAAUUCUGAAAGCAUUCGAGAGGAAAGAGCAAAGUGUUUACAACAGCUAAGCGCACUUCUUGGGCACGAAAUCCAACCAAUCUACUUCAAGGCGAUUGGGCUUGUCAACGACGACGAUCUUCUCACCAUAGGCGACUUCUCAAUCCUGAAGCAGGCUGGCGCAAGUGCCGAUCCUGGCUUUGCAUUCGAAGCUCCAACUACGAAGCUGAAUGCUAUGAGAGUCAUCCGGGCUCUCCAAGUCCAGAAACCUAUCCUUAUCGAAGGCAGUCCGGGCGUUGGGAAGACUACUCUGAUCGCCGCACUUGCUCGUUCAUGUAACAGACACCUCACUCGAAUCAACCUUUCCGAGCAAACAGAUCUCAUGGAUCUGUUUGGGUCUGACGUCCCAGUCGAGGGUGCAGAAGCAGGACACUUUGCCUGGCGAGAUGCACCAUUCCUCCAAGCGAUGCAGAAGGGCGAAUGGGUCUUGCUCGACGAGAUGAAUCUCGCCUCGCAAUCUGUUCUGGAAGGUCUCAACGCCUGUCUGGAUCAUCGUGGCGAAGUCUACAUUUCUGAACUCGACCAAACAUUCAAGUGUCACCCCAAUUUCGCCGUCUUUGCCGCCCAGAAUCCGCAUCACCAAGGCGGUGGCAGGAAGGGAUUGCCAAGUUCUUUCGUCAACCGUUUUACUGUGGUGUAUGCUGACGUGUUUAGGAACGAUGAUCUUCAACUAAUUUGCAGGCACAACUUUCCCUCGAUGUCUCUGGAUUUGGUCAACACGAUCAUCAACUUUGUCUCUCAGCUGGAGCAAGAGGUUGUCCACAAGCAUCGAUUUGGUUCUCAGGGUGGACCUUGGGAAUUCAACCUUCGUGACAUUCUUCGCUGGCUUCAAUUAUUGACCUCCUCUGCACCGUUGCUUGCAGCUGCAACUCCCUCCGACUUUCUAAACCUGGUCUUCCGACAAAGGUUUAGAACAUCAAGAGAUCGUCAGGAAGUUGACAAGAUCUUCGCAUCAGCUUUGGGGUGCGGUUUUCCGUUCCGCCAUUUCUUCCACAACACGAGUCCAUCUACUUACCAAGUUGGACUCGCAUAUCUGCCACGAGAUCCGCUCAUUCAACCGUUGCCUUUUCCCGCAGUGGACUUUGCCAAUCGUCUUCCAGAAAUCGAGUCCAUCAUGAUCUGUAUCCAGCAGAAUAUCCCAUGUAUCUUGGUCGGGCCAUCUGGCUGUGGGAAGACCACUAUCCUUCAACACAUAGCCGCCACUGCCGGAGAAUCCCUCGUUGUAUUCCCACUCAAUGCGGAUAUUGAUACCAUGGACCUUGUUGGCGGCUUUGAACAAGUUGAUCCUCAGAGAGCGGCAAGCGCCUUCCUCGACCAGCUCAAUUCGUUCCUCAAGAACAAGGUCUUGACGUCUUUGCCGUCCGGCAUUCCAGACGACGCAAUUGCUUUGCUUGAGCUUUUGAAAGAUAAUAAUGCUGCGUCUGGAUCGUAUUUCUCCCAGCUGGAGCCGCUUCUUCGUUCUCUGCAGACCAGAACAUCCCUCUCAGAAUUUGGCACCUUAGCAGACACCUGCCGACGAUUUUCCGAUAUCCCAAUGACUCUUGAGAAUGCUCGAUUCGAAUGGGUUGAUGGAGUUCUUGUCAAAGCCCUGGAGCAAGGCAAAUGGCUCGUUCUCGAUAAUUCUAAUCUAUGCAGUGCUUCUGUGCUUGAUCGAUUAAACUCGCUGCUUGAGCCGAACGGCUUUCUCAGCAUCAAUGAGCACUGCGGGCCAAAUGGCGAGCCGAAAGUUGUUCGACCACAUCCUGAUUUUAGGGUCUUCUUGACGAUGGAUCCGAGAUUUGGGGAGUUGUCGAGAGCAAUGAGAAAUCGUGCAGUCGAGAUUUUCGUUGAGCCAUUGCCCGCUGAGGCCGUUCAACCUGCCGUGGCUCUUGCAACAAGACCCGAGGCAACUAUGCAGAGAUAUCAGAAUGUCCUCCAAUCACUAGAGACAUCCGGCGUGGUCCCUGGAGAAUCGCCGCUGCUCCAGCAAGUGGCGUUGGACAACUUGUCCUGGUCAGAUGUGACUGUGUUCUCGCGUUUCUCAACCGUUCUCGGGAGGUCGAGCCUUGCAGUCGACUACCCCAAGCUUUAUUCCACUUAUUCACAGAUCUACAAUUCCCCGCCAUUUCAGAACUUCAGAGGAGCAGUUGGGGAAAUGCUUGGCACACUUGCAAGUAAAUCCAGUCUGGCACCAGCGGCCUUCAGAGACGCACAGAUCAUCCAUCCACUCCAAAACUCUCCUUUGGUUCCCUUGCUCUUACGGUCCAAUAAUUCGGAGAGAGUAUUCUGGCUUGGCGCUGUGUUUGACCUCAUGAUUGAGAGCAGUGCUGCCCGUUGGGCUGAAAUCGGUCAAAAUGCCGAGAUUGAGGCGUUGAAGCCGAGUCAGAUGAACAGGUUGCAGAGAUCACUGGUGCGAUCGAGGGUUCCUGCUGUGACGAAGGACUCGACUGUCAACAUUUCCAAUUUCCUGAGGCAUACUCUUGAGGCUCUGGAGAGCUACCUUCAAAGCCACACUAAUGCAAACUCGGACUGGGAGACCAAAAGUAAAGCUCUCAAGUCUCUCCUUCGAUACUGGUGGGAUACCUUCAAUCUAGCCACUUCGACGCAUUUCGAAGAAGCGACUUUCCAAGCCCACCUCACCAUCGGAACCGACCUGCUCUCUCAACUUUCUGUCCAGUUACCGACCGGGGAUGAACAGAUGCAGAUAAUAUCCACCUUCCAAGCCAGUCUUCAAAAUAACUUCUCGUCCAGCUUCAAGCUCACCACUGGUCUCAGCAUGGAGAUCCUCUGGAAAUAUCUCCGGCCUACAGUCAUCUCGAAACGCCAAGUCUUGGACACGGUGCUGCAGAUGGAGCAACUUGCAGCCCGCUUUGAUGCUCUAAGGUGGAAGACUUCGAUCUCUGUCGUUGAGUUGGGGAACAUCAUGGCUUCGCUCAUCAAAGCCUAUCAAAGCAUCCUCACUUCUGAUGGUGAUGGCGCUACUCUUGUGCAGAUCCUUGCUACCGAGAUGGAGAAGUUGGAAACGAGUGUAGGAAGCGAGGAAGGGGGAGUCAUGCCAUUCUUCGCCGCUCAAUUUGAGGCACUGAGACAAUUCAAAACACUCGAACUCAUGACCUCUGAUCGAGGAAAUGAGCACACAGUGGAUAUUGAGACAGCAGUCCUUGCGAAUCAGCCGACAGCUCUCGGCAUGCAUCUCGGCAGUUCGACACAGACCUCACGCUUACUACAGACUGUCAACUAUAUCUGUGGCGUAGGCGAGGGGCUUCAACCUGUCACAGCUGCUUUCUCGUCUUCGAUGCUUGCGAGGUUGAACCAAAUCGCGGAGGUCGACUUGAAAUCACUCAAGCUUCUGGAGGCCGAGCUCCCGAUUAUGGGACAGAAGGCCACUCUUUCAAGUGCCACUUUGUGUAAAGACCAGGUCUUGGUGCUGAACGAUAUUCUUUUGGGACUCAUACCAAGGGUCAUUUCUCUGCAUGGGGAAGAUAUUGGUGUUCUAUUCCAACACUGGUGCCAGCAACUCUCAAAUGCAGAUUCCGAAUCGAUUGAGGAUGUUGCGAUCAGGAUGUCAGCCAUCAAAUUCCCAAUUACGAGCCACUUGGCCGAAGACAUCCCCCUUCAAUUAAAUGAUGUCCUCAAUGUCAAUUUCGGUCCGGCUUUCAACUCGCUCGUCAUGGCAAAACUACAGCCGGCUACCAAUAUGGGAUUUGUAGCUAUGGCUUGGUCAUCCUUCGCUUUGGGUUGUAUCAAGCUAUAUGUUCCAGAUCGCGCUUUCGAUCCGGACAAGAGGCAGCGCUUAGAGCGUCAAAGGCAUUCACAAGUACGUUCGGACUUGCAGAAGAAACUUAAAGCACUUCGGCAAUUUGAGCGACUGUUCUCAGGGCAGGAAUCCAACCUUCGCUGUCAACUUCUGGAAGCCGAGAUAACCGAACUUGGAGAACCACCCGAAGUGUUGCAAGAGAUAUAUCGCCCAGAGAUCUCCGAAAUGGAUCAGCUUCAGGGAGAGUUCAGCAACUUGUUAAAGACAGUUCUGGGUUCGGACAUCCAGACGAUGCUCGCUGACUAUUUUGACAACGGAAAUCCCCACUCUGAGGACUCGUUGCAGCAGAUUCGCCUCAUGCAAUCGAACGUUAAGCAAAUUAUCCGCCGCCUCUCCGAGAGGUUCCGUGCUUAUAAUGACUUGACUGCCCCGGUCAUCAGCAUGCUUCGAUGUCUACAGAUUGGUCUGUCAAUGGCAACGGAGGCUGUGAACCAUCAGGUUGCAAGUGAGAUGCAGGACAAGCUUACCUACACCAAGCUGACGCCUUUCAUGGGUGGUCGUCCGCGUUCUGCCAACGUCGAAAUUCAUCAAGCUCAACUGAUAGAAUAUCUGGAGAUUUUGGCAACAACUGCUGCAAUUGAGAAUCUCUCUUCGUUCGAUUCGAACCUCAGACACUUGCUUCUUAAGACUGUUCAUGAUUUCUAUGAUCAAUAUGCCAAGAAGCUGGAGUCUGAUCGAGUUGAGGCCGAAUCAAAGUCCGGGCUUUAUCGAUUUAGAGGAAGUGCGGAGGAUGAAGAUGAAGACGAUCAAGAGGAGUUCAACGAGUUGUUCCCGUCUUAUGAGGAUGUGUCGGAUAAAGUUGCUGGAGUAAAUUCUUCAAAUUCAGUUCGGGAGACGGCAAUUGAAGUUGCCAGAAUACAUGCUAAUAUCUUUCUGGACAAUACUGCACCUUCAGAAAGUAUUCAUGGUCUCAUUCGAUACAUCUCCAAGCAAAUCGGCUGUCUUCAUGUUGGAAGGCCAACAGCUGAACAACAAAACUUCACGGGCACUUUCCUUCCUGGAACUCUCCUGGUGCUGAAUGAUCAAAUCGAAGCCCUGAGCCCAAAUUCAGUGGUCCCGGAAUCAUACAACUUCUACACCGAUGCCAACCUUCUGGAAACCCGAAAACUCGUCAACCUUGUGCACCAAAUUCAGGCACGCUUUCGGGAACUCCAAGCUGUUGAUGAGAUCGCGCAUAUGCAACCUCUCGCUGACAUCCUUCUCUCAUGCAAAGAACUGUUACAAUUCCGCCACACCGAACCACUUGCCAAGAUCAUCACGAAGGUCGAAAAAGUACACGGCUUCAUGCACGGAUGGCAAUUUGGUGGUUGGGCAAGUCGUGCAAACUCGGCUCUUACGCUGUACGACAACAUUACGUCGACGAUCGUCAACUGGCGAAGACUGGAAUUAUCAACCUGGGCAAAGCUUUUCGAUAUGGAGGCCAAGACAUGCGAUGAUGAUGCGAGGUCUUGGUGGUUCGUGGCGUAUCAAGUCGUUGUUGCUGCGCCACUGCAGAUGUCGGAGUCCGAGGACGAGCUGCGAUCGUAUGCCCAGAAGCUGCUUAAGGAUCUUGAGGCUUACUUCUCGACUGCUAUCAUGGGACAAUUUGUGCAAAGAGUUCAGCUAUUGAAGCAAUUGCAGAAACACCUUGGGCUUGUGGUCAUUGAUUUCCCGGCGAUGUCAAUCGUUCAUGCGGCGCUGACGAAUUUCAUAUCGCUGUACUCUCGGUAUGAGAAGUCAGUCCUAGAGAGUCUCAAGAAAGGAAGAAUUCCGCUCGAGAAGGCUAUGCGCGAUGUUCUGCUCCUUGCAAGCUGGAAAGAUACCAAUAUCGUGGCUUUGAGAGACAGCGCUAAGAGAUCUCAUCACAAGCUUUUCAAAGUCGUGCGGAAGUUCAGAGCUCUUCUUAGUCAGCCUAUGGAGCCAAUUCUCAAGCAAGGACUCCCAGCCGAAGCUGCAUCAGAGGCAAGCCAGCCAAGUUACGAUCCUCCGUUCCAAUUUCCGACAGUUGAUCAAUCUGCUCUUACUCACUGCGCCUCUUCGGUACCCAACUGGCCCCAAAAGAGUAAGCGAUUCAUCAAUGUCUCGAAGACGGUCAGCAUGAUGGCAGACGCAAGCCAGAUCCCCAGGUUUGCUAUCGAAGGCUCAACGUACCUUGACUCCUUCCUCGCAAACAUAAUCACCUCUAUCACCGAGCUACAGAAAGCAACACCUUCGACACUGACAGAAGACAACAAAGAGGCUGUCAAGCAUCUCAAAUCAAGAAAGCGAAAGCUCUUUGCCGAUACCCUGAAAGAGCUUCGCCAAAUGGGAAUCAAGUACAACCUCGGCGUCGACGCGCUAGCGAAACAAGGUAGUUUGUCAAUUGUCCUUGCCAAUACUGGCGUCCUCGAUGAUGUGGGAGUACAAGGAACCGAAUAUUACUUCCACAAGGCGAUUGAUCUUGCACCGAGAGCUAGAGAGGCUGCGAGACAGCAUUCUGAAGAUUUGAGCAGUGCCGAGGUUGCGAGAAGUACCGGCUUCCUCGAGGGUUUGCUGCAGGUUCUGGUGGCGCAGCACGAUUCUUUGUCGAGUGUUGUGGUUGAGAUGGAGAAGCUUCAAGCUGCGGUCAAGAUGGCUGAGGGUCUGUGGGCUCCUGGUGUCUACGGGAUCAAGAACUCCAAAGUAGCAUCAAAUCAUGGCAUGUUAUUGCGAUGGCUGCCUAAUAUCCUGAUCGUUGGCAUGGAUCUGAUCAAGAUACAUGCCAAGCUCAGCAAGGCU
Molecule: messenger RNA, 8454 nt
Organism: Hyaloscypha bicolor E
Lineage: Eukaryota; Fungi; Ascomycota; Leotiomycetes; Helotiales; Hyaloscyphaceae
Product: P-loop containing nucleoside triphosphate hydrolase protein
Exons: 2
Biological process (GO): ribosomal large subunit assembly; rRNA processing
Cellular component (GO): preribosome, large subunit precursor
Molecular function (GO): ATP binding; ATP hydrolysis activity
Source: RefSeq, a predicted model, not a curated record